Messenger RNA from Trypanosoma rangeli, 489 nucleotides. RefSeq names its product RNA-binding protein 8A. The record is from RefSeq and is a predicted model, not a curated record. The transcript has a single exon. Gene Ontology annotation, molecular function: RNA binding. NCBI's taxonomy places the organism in Eukaryota, Euglenozoa, Kinetoplastea, Trypanosomatida, Trypanosomatidae. The coding region runs from base 1 to 489 and encodes 162 amino acids.
AUGAUUGUAGAGGACACCGCUGCGGCUGAAGUGCCGACCGUUCGGCGAGUGCGCCGGAUGCGCAUGCAUUUUGAGCGACUUGUUCGCCCAUCUGACGUGCAACCGGGUGACUCGAUGCCCAGCAUUGAGGGAUGGGUUCUGUUCCUCACAAACCUGCCAGCCAACACAACCACGGACCACAUUCUCGACUUGUUCCUCACCCACAAGAAUGAGAGGGGCGAGGGAUGUGCCCCUGUUCGCGAGGUAAGGCUGCCACUGGACAAAGACUGCUGUUGCCGCGGCUAUGCAUUGGUUGAGCUGGAGCGAAGGGAGGCUUUUGAGCGGGCGUUGCAGGAGUUAAACGGUGUUGUGCUGCCGUUUGCCGAGGGGGAGCCGCCAACGGGCGAGGAUGUCUGGCGUCUACAGAUUGCACCAACGUUUUUGGGUGAGGAGGACGAUGACGAUAUUCCGUUGGCAGGCGAGAAGCGGACUUUGGAGAGCAUUGAGUGA